GCCCUAAACGAGGUCGAAGGUGGACACGUAAUUUCCCAAACUCGCCGCCGUAUUUCUCCAAUCGAAGCCCCCCGUUCUCUCUCCCACUUGCUUCUCCUCUCAUUCAUUCGUUUUUGUUUGCUGGGGGUUUUCUUGGAUUUUCGGCGAUCAGAUCGGGAUCGGAAGGGCCACCGAUUGCCGGAGAUCUUAUCCGGCCGAAUUUGUUGGCAUUUUGAGUGAUCCGUUUCGCGUCGGUGGUAAAUUUUCGCCGGCAACGAUGUUCCUUAUAGACUGGUUCUACGGCGUCCUCGCCUCUUUGGGACUGUGGCAGAAAGAGGCCAAGAUCUUGUUCCUGGGCCUUGAUAAUGCCGGAAAGACGACGCUUCUCCACAUGCUCAAGGACGAGAGACUGGUCCAGCAUCAGCCGACCCAGUAUCCGACAUCAGAGGAACUGAGCAUCGGGAAGAUCAAGUUCAAGGCCUUCGAUCUUGGGGGCCAUCAGAUCGCUCGCCGUGUCUGGAAGGAUUACUAUGCCAAGGUGGAUGCGGUGGUUUACCUAGUGGAUGCCUUUGACAAGGAAAGAUUUGCGGAGUCGAAGAAGGAGCUGGAUGCCCUCCUCUCGGAUGAUUCCCUGGCGAAUGUGCCAUUCCUUGUAUUGGGUAACAAAAUUGAUAUUCCCUAUGCAGCAUCUGAGGAGGAGCUUCGCUACCACCUGGGACUCAGUAAUUUCACUACCGGUAAGGGCAAGGUGAAUCUUGUAGACUCUAAUGUCCGCCCCCUUGAGGUCUUUAUGUGCAGCAUCGUCCGUAAGAUGGGCUAUGGCGAGGGCUUCAAGUGGCUCUCCCAGUACAUCAAGUAGGCACAGAGAACGAAAUCUGACGACAUUCUGCUGUGAUUUUAAUUAGGUUUUUCUUGAAUCUAUGUCCCUCUUUAGCCUUUCUACCUUCCAUUGGGUUGUUGAAGGAACGAACCAGCAGUCAUGACGGUAUAUUUACAUGGAUUAUGAUAACAGUGUAAAGUGGAAUAUAAUGUUGUCUGCCAAUGAUUCUUUUUUUUUAUUCUUAAAAGAAUUACAGUUUGGGCUCCUUGGACUUGUUUCAUGCUGA
Messenger RNA from Phoenix dactylifera (date palm), 1085 nucleotides. RefSeq names its product secretion-associated RAS GTPase 2 (gene SAR2). Gene Ontology annotation, biological process: intracellular protein transport. Gene Ontology annotation, molecular function: GTP binding; GTPase activity. The record is from RefSeq and is a predicted model, not a curated record. Lineage: Eukaryota; Viridiplantae; Streptophyta; Magnoliopsida; Arecales; Arecaceae.